AUGCGGAAUCGAUUCUUCACCAAGCAAGAGGCUCGCUACAUUGCCCUCAAGGAUCUCACCGGCGAGGGCAAAUACCGUCGCGACGAUGACCGCGCCGUUUCUCUCGGCUCCGUCACCGACGACUCGCUCAUCUCGUACACGCCCAGCUUCAAGAAGCGCAUGUCCGACGUUUUUGCCCGCCGUCGCCGUCGUCGGCUGUCCCUCACUGCCUCGUUCUCUGCCGGCUCCGCCACUCCUACAACUCCCACCACCACCACCACCACCCCCACAACCCAGUGGAAGCGCGCCUCUCUCAGCCGCGCCAUGAGCGCCCUGAAUCUGCACCGUCGCGAGAGCCGCCGCGAGAGACGAGUCGAUGAAGACGUCGAGAGCGACAGCAGCGAUGACGAGGAUGAUCCGGCCGAGACGAGGGACGACUUUGUCAAGAAGCGAUUGAGCUUGAUGCAGAGCUGGAUGACCACGCCAGCUCCCAGUUUCGGUACCUCCUUUACCUCACGCCAUUCUACCCUCUUUGUCCCGGUUUCGAUCUAA
Messenger RNA from Beauveria bassiana ARSEF 2860, 531 nucleotides. RefSeq lists its product as uncharacterized. The transcript has a single exon. The record is from RefSeq and is a predicted model, not a curated record. Lineage: Eukaryota; Fungi; Ascomycota; Sordariomycetes; Hypocreales; Cordycipitaceae. The coding region runs from base 1 to 531 and encodes 176 amino acids.